Esox lucius (northern pike) is the source of this 1175-nucleotide messenger RNA. RefSeq names its product centrin 3 (gene cetn3). The coding region runs from base 127 to 630 and encodes 167 amino acids. Gene Ontology annotation, molecular function: microtubule binding; calcium ion binding. Gene Ontology annotation, biological process: spindle pole body duplication. Gene Ontology annotation, cellular component: microtubule organizing center. The transcript has 5 exons. The record is from RefSeq and is a predicted model, not a curated record. Lineage: Eukaryota; Metazoa; Chordata; Actinopteri; Esociformes; Esocidae.
CGCGGAUUAACGGAUUUGUUACAAGUUUGUUUGUUGUGAUUUUGGAAGCCGCUUUCAAACUAUCAGUGCUACUAGUUGUUCAUGUUUAAAUUGACAGUUUAUGUCUCCAUAGCUACAAUUUGAAGGAUGAGUCUGUCUUUAAGGACUGAGCUGGCAGUGGAUAAAACCAAGAGAAAGAAAAGGCGAGAGCUGACUGAGGAGCAGAAGCAUGAAAUAAAAGAGGCAUUUGAACUGUUUGACACAGACAAAGACAAAGAGAUCGACUACCAUGAACUCAAGGUGGCAAUGAGAGCUCUGGGUUUUGAGGUGAAGAAGGUCGAUGUCCUGAAGAUACUUAAAGACUAUGACAGAGAGGGAAACGGCAAAAUAACAUUUGAGGACUUCAGCGAAGUCGUGACAGACCGGAUGCUGGAGCGGGACCCUAAGGAGGAGAUCCUGAAAGCCUUCAAGCUGUUUGACGACGACGACUCGGGGAGGAUCAGCCUGAGGAACCUGAGACGCGUGGCCAGGGAGCUGGGGGAGAACAUCACAGACGAGGAGCUACGCAGCAUGAUUGAUGAGUUUGAUACAGACGGAGACGGAGAGAUUAAUCAGGAGGAGUUUAUAUCCAUAAUGACGGGGGACUCCUGAUUGGUGGGCUGCCGCCCUGAGGGCGUGGUUAAGAGGCUGUGGUUGCUGAUUCACUGUGUAAUGGAUGGAUCCCCCAGGUCAAUGUGGAACUGCUGGGAGAUGACCUUGUCUCCUUUCCUACAUCCAUACUGACCUAAAGGGACUGCCCAGGAAAGGAGGAAAGGGCUAGGGUACUGAGAUUCCAACUUGAUCUCAUCAAAUGGCACUUCUGUCGCUCUUGUUCUUGUCUUAGUUUAAAGAUCGUAUGUCUUAAGAAUGUGUUUGGUUGGGCUACAUCCUAAGGUUGUGUAUUUUCUUUGUUUCCUUUCAAAUGAAAAUGUUAUUCCAAGUAUUUGAUUAGAUGCACUUGCUGUGUUGUGUAUCUGAGCCAUACAGAAAACUGUAGAGAUUACAUGACCGAUCCUCUGAAACAUUCCUUGUAAAUGUUCAGUAGUUUGUAGUAAUAUUUCUGAGCGGUGGUUUGUAGUGCAACCACAUGUUGCUGUUAGAAAUUUGCUUUUUGGUGUGUUUAUUUAUUUUACAUAAUAAACCAAAUUGACUAUGAA